Aspergillus sclerotioniger CBS 115572 is the source of this 971-nucleotide messenger RNA. RefSeq lists its product as uncharacterized. The transcript has 2 exons. NCBI's taxonomy places the organism in Eukaryota, Fungi, Ascomycota, Eurotiomycetes, Eurotiales, Aspergillaceae. The coding region runs from base 228 to 947 and encodes 239 amino acids. The record is from RefSeq and is a predicted model, not a curated record.
UCAUUCUGCCCGAUCAGAUCGGCCAUUCACCCGGUCCGAUCCCCUUGGGUUUCACUACCGUGUAACCUGCUCACUGGUGGACUCCCUUCUGAUAGAUCAACCGCUGGAUAUCGCCGACUCGUACUAGUACCUCGGACCCCUCUCAUGCAUCCAUAGGGUCGUCCAUUGGCCAUCUACCAGGGGUAAUUGCUCCGUGUGCUCCCCACUCCCCCCAUUCAACUCGACAAAUGAUAGCGGAUCUCGAGGCCGCCCGCAUCAAGCCAUUGCCGGCAGAUGGUUUCUACAUUGCGGAUUUCAUCUCGGAGGACGAAGAGGAGUUCCUGCUCCAGAAGAUAACGACGGCGCCUGUACCCCGCUGGACUCACCUGGCUCACCGUCGGCUUCAAACCUGGCCCUCCGCCCUGACCAACUCCAACGCCCUCAUUGCCUCCCCGCUCCCCUCCUGGCUCGUUUCACCCGUCAUAACCCCUCGCUUCGACUCCCUGGGCAUCUUUGCGGAUGCCCCGCACGGCGCCCCAAACCAUGUCCUGGUCAACGAAUACCGUCCGGGGCAGGGCAUCAUGCCCCACGAAGACGGUGCCGCCUAUUACCCUCUUGUAGCUACGGUGAGCCUGGGAGCUCCUAUCGUUCUGGAUCUGUACCAGAAAAGCGACGACGGCGAUGGAAACGGACUCGGUCGACAACCGACAUAUAGGAUCUUGCAGGAGAGACGCAGUUUGCUCGUUACCACCAAGUCUAUCUAUACCGAUUUCCUGCAUGGCAUUGCAGACACCGCCAAGGAUGACGGGCUUGGCGCGGAAUCGAUCUGCAACUGGGAUUUGCUGAGGGAGCAAGACAGAUAUGAGUGCGGUUGGCUGGAGAGGGAGACUAGGAUAAGCCUGACUUAUCGCGAUGUGCUCAAAGUCGCGAAACUGGGGAAUACGACGAGAUUCCUGGGCGGCCGGUGAACCCAAGUCAUGCCGGGAACAAUU